Molecule: messenger RNA, 952 nt
Organism: Ixodes scapularis (black-legged tick)
Lineage: Eukaryota; Metazoa; Arthropoda; Arachnida; Ixodida; Ixodidae
Exons: 5
Coding region: 2-556 (184 amino acids)
Source: RefSeq, a predicted model, not a curated record
UAUGCAACACAUGACGCCUAGCACCAGUGCUUCGACCUGCGCUGAUCUGCGGGCCACUGCUAGGAUCUUGAGUGCUGCUGAGUUUCAGCGACGGGUGCUGAAUGGGAUGAGCGUCAUGAGGAGCCAGCAGACGGAGAUAAUGGACAUGAUUUCGACAUUGCUACGAGCGCGUGAGAGUUUCGUUGUAGAGCCCAGCCAGCCGAUCCUCGUUGAUCCCCUCGACACUCCUGAAGCAAUUGAGGUGUUUGAUGGCGCUCUUACAGAUGCCACGAGUGAGGCUUUGGUUGUGGAGCUGACCUCCCUUGGGGACCUGUCUAUCAAAACAACUGUAAGGUCUAUGCUUGCACACCUGAUUAGUGACGAAGCUGCAGCCAAGUUCAGCAUGGAUGGGCGCAAAGGGAAGGUUUUCCGUAGCCUUAAGCUGUACAAAUUGAUCUUUGCUGCUAUAAAGCGGACAAAGCACUGCAAAGAGUCUACGAAAAAAGAGGUGGAAACGGAAGUCAAGGAGUGGCUUCGCCGCGCAAAGGAGAGGUGCACCACUUCUAAGGGAGAGUAGGCAUCUACCUGCAAGUGUGAGAAAGGUGCCUCUGCCCUGGUUCUGAUUGCAAAUAAAAAACUAUUUUGCUGUCUAACAUCCUUGUUUCCUUCUAGCUUACGAAACAUAAGGCCAACUGGCACUGCGACAUCACUACGUAAAAUGUAAUCAAAUGAUUGCAAAAUUACUUUAAAAAGUAGUACACAUGCAUCACAAUUCAUUUGAUUACUUGUAGUCGAGAACAUACAAUACUGUUUUUCUUUUUACCGCACACAGUAUCAGCUUGAAAGGAGCUUACAAUUCUAAGGUUCUAGGCCUCUAUUAAUGGACCUUCGGACAACACUUGAAAAAAAAACGAAUUACCGAUGUGUCCACCUCUUUUUUUCCCCGUCAUACCUAUUGAAUGAUCUUGGAGAC